Messenger RNA from Centruroides sculpturatus (bark scorpion), 1487 nucleotides. RefSeq names its product zinc finger protein 728-like. Lineage: Eukaryota; Metazoa; Arthropoda; Arachnida; Scorpiones; Buthidae. The transcript is spliced from 5 exons. Gene Ontology annotation, cellular component: nucleus. Bases 103 to 1083 code for a protein of 326 amino acids. The record is from RefSeq and is a predicted model, not a curated record. Gene Ontology annotation, molecular function: DNA-binding transcription factor activity, RNA polymerase II-specific; RNA polymerase II transcription regulatory region sequence-specific DNA binding. Gene Ontology annotation, biological process: regulation of transcription by RNA polymerase II.
ACAUUUUUCUCAUUUAACAAUGCAAUGGUAAUAAUUACAUUUUAGCAAUAAUUACAAAAUUUGUCGCUUUUCUCAAACCAGAAAUUGUCGCAACUCCAGCAAAUGGAGGUCGAUCUGAAUGACACAAACGGCAGCAUUAAAUGUAACUUGUGCCAAAGUGAGUUUACAAACGAAGCGCAGUUCUUCGAACAUCUGAAGAAGAAUCCGAACUGCGAAAAGUUGACUUGUGACGUGUGUCGAAAACAAUGUACUUGGAUUUCCAAUUUGAACAAACACAAGUUAAUACAUUCAAAUGAAAAGAAAUUUAAAUGCGAGGAAUGUGGUUAUGUCACCGGAGAUGGAUCAAAUUUCAAAAGACACAAAAAUAAACACUCGAAAAAAGAACUUUAUAAAUGUAGCUAUUGUAAUUAUUCGACUCUAUGGAAAGACAAUUUAGACAGUCAUAUUUUGCUAACACAUUCGAAAGAACCGAAUUUCACCGAAAAACUUCCGCCGAGAUUUCUGGAUUUGGAAAAAUAUCGAUGCGAGUUUUGCCCGAAAUAUUUUCCAUUUCCAUCCGCUUUAAAACGUCACGAGAGAAGUCACGCGGGAGAAAAACAGUUUCAAUAUGAUGAUUGUUUUCGAAGAUUUACAAGAGAAGAGAAAUUAUACAAACACAAGCGAAUAAUUCAUUCGACAGUAGAAAAACAAUCUUCAUCUCAGAAAACUGCAGGCGAAGGCACAUCAAAACCUUUUAAAAUCUCGGAACAGAGUGAGAUGCACUCUUCUUCUGAAAUCUCAGUAGCGAGUUCGAUGCGAGAGGAACAUCUUAAAACAAACGAGAAAGAUAAAAGUUUGGAAUUUUCUCAAAAAUUAUUUGAAUGUCAUCAAUGUCGCUUUACUACAAACUCCGAGAAACAAUGGUUGCUACAUAAACAGACACACGUCAAUGAAGCUCCUUGCACAUCAAAGAAACAGGACGAAACCGAUCCAGAAGUGGUCAGAGCAUCCGAAAUUCUCUUCGACACGAGAAAGAAAAGUUUGGAAGAGAUAAAUCAACAAAAGAAAUCACCUGAUUCCGAUACUCCGCCAGCUUCACAAUAACCUACGAAUGUUCAAUAUUGAAUCAUUUUCCAUCAAGGUUCUAAAAAUUUGAAAGAGAGAUUUUUAAACUUUUUUUUUCAUGCAAAAGUGAUGUAAAUUGCCUCUAAAUUCGACAUUUAAGACGAAUUGAACUUAUUGAUUUCUGUAAUAUUUUGGCAAAUUUUCGUGAACGAAAAUAAUUAAUUCAACAAAAUAUAAAUUUUAUUUUUAUUGGAAAUUUAUUGCACAUUAAAAUACUUUUAUUUCUUUAAGAAUAAUUUCGUCAUGUCAAUAGUGUUUUAAUUAUAACAAUUUGAAUAUUAUCGUAUUGAUCUUGCCUGAUAAGGUAUUCAUCCAUAUGUCAACAUAAAGUUAAUACAUGUAAAUUUUAUAAUAGUGCGUUCAAUUAAAAAUGUGGAAUGGGA